Messenger RNA from Gallus gallus (chicken), 22223 nucleotides. RefSeq names its product microtubule associated protein 1A (gene MAP1A). NCBI's taxonomy places the organism in Eukaryota, Metazoa, Chordata, Aves, Galliformes, Phasianidae. The coding region runs from base 9830 to 18901 and encodes 3023 amino acids. Gene Ontology annotation, biological process: dendrite development; regulation of microtubule depolymerization; microtubule cytoskeleton organization. The record is from RefSeq and is a predicted model, not a curated record. Gene Ontology annotation, cellular component: cytosol; neuronal cell body; microtubule associated complex. Gene Ontology annotation, molecular function: actin binding; microtubule binding. The transcript has 6 exons.
GACUGCAUUGUGGUGAUGUUCAGGAAACCCUAUAAAUAACAUAACUGAAAGUCAAGCAAUCAAGAACAGUGCUGUUGAAUUUGCUUGAAUAAAAGCUUGAAAGAAUGAAACACUGUGAGGAUACUUCUUUUGGCCUGGUGAAAGGAUUAUGGGAAAUACUAAACUCUUUCUUGAAUGUUUCUCUCCAAGUUCAGUGUUUUGUGCUGAAGUCAGCAGAGUUUGUGUAACAAUGUAAAAAUGGUCAUUUGGGCAGAGGGCAGUCAGGCUUUGAAGCCUUUUAUAUUGGGCCUAAUGCAUAGGCUGUGCUUCCCUCACAGCUGUAACCUCUUGUUAGAGACACUUCUGUGGUAAUAACCAACUAGUUAUAGAUGUUAAACAACAAACAUAUGCACAUACACCCCCCCCCCCCCCCCCCCAAUUCGUUAUUUCUCCAGGUUGAAGAGACCUUGCUUCGCAGUUCCUGGUAGGAAAUCCACUUGAGGUUUUCUUAAUGUCUUCCAAGUCCGCUUCUUUGAGGUGCUGGGAUCAAAUCUGUUUGAAGUGUCAUAGAGCUCUGUAUGUACAUGGUAUCACCAGAUUUUUCCUAACUUCUAACAACUGUCUACUUUCUGACUGUUGCAAAGCAGUGACUUGACUUGAGGAUAAAAAAAGUUGUCAUAAUCUGAAGGAAGUUAGCAGGAAUAAUCUUCAUUUGCCUUUUAUCUGUUUUAACAUGUUGCUGUGUUCAGAAGGUUUGCGUGAUGCUUCUCCCUGUGAUACUCAGCAAUCUGCUUGGUGGAAAUAACAGCUUUUUGGAACUUUGCUUUCUUGCAAACCAGCUGUGCAGGAACACCAGUUUCUUUGUUUUAUGGUGUCCUAUACAAAUGCUGGAAACUGACUGAAAGGGUAAAGGGUGCCUCUCUUGCUCCAGAACUCCUGUAAGCAUUAAAACUGCUUUCAGCAACUGGCAGUUCUGUAUUUAUGUAUUGUGUGUUCUGAUCUGCUGAAGCAUCAGUAAAAUCAUAUAUAGGUUCCAUCACGUGAAGUAACAUUCCUAUGGAAGGAAUGAGUUCUCAUAGAUGCCCUGAUCCUGUUCAUUUUCUCUACUGAGUAGUAAGGUAAGAACUGAAAAUUUUGGUAAGCUUUUCAAAAGCAAGAAGGGUGAAAGGAAAUGCCAUACCGAAUCAGAUUGGUGCUCUGUGUAGCCCAGCAUUCUGCCUGCAGGAGUAGCAACAAGAGGUAUAAUUUGGGGACAGCAUACCAACGUAGCUGCUUGUCUCUGCCCUUUUCUCCUCACACUCCCUCACUAUGCGUUAAGCUUGGAUUUGGGAUGUUAAAAGAACAUCUACAGCAACUCUUUUCAGUGAAAGAUGUUUAAUCCUUACUGAAUUUACAAACACUGUCUGGCUUCACAGCAUGUGUAGCAAGGUGCUAAAUUUCAGUGCUUGCUGUCCAAAGAGGCAAUUUUCUAAGUUGAUUUAUCUUUACUGAGUGCUCCCUGUCCUCUGGCAUUUUAGACUUUGGUGAGUAAUGGUGACCUGAUCUCCUACCACUGAUUUCAUAAUCCUCAUCUCUCCUCUCUAAGUUGAAGAGUUUGGGACUUCUAAGACUCUUAUGGCAGCUGUUCAAACCCCUUAAUCAUUUUACUUAUCUAAGCUAAACCUGGACUGAUAGACGCAGCACUUUACAUGCUUUUGCUACCGUUGAAGAUAAUGCGGUGCUGUCCCAGUUCCUCACUGAUGCUCUCAGAGGUAAGGGGUUCAGGAAGCUCUGUGCCUGAAGGGCAGAGAAAAGUGCAUCCCUUUUUGACAACAUCAGAUAAGAACUUCAGCAGAAUACUGCAUUUCCCUAGUUGAAUGGCUGUUUGAUGUUACUGCCUCUCCACAGUUACUAACUCUGUUUAUGAUGUGGUGCUUAUGUGAAUUCUUGUAGUAUUAGAGCACAAAACUAAGAUUUCCAGUUCUUAUCUUCAGCUGUUGUUCAUGAGUGACAUAACCUGAAAAUAGAAGUGUCUACCUGCUCUCCAGACAUCAGCAUCCUGGGGAAUCUAACUGGCUUCCAUAAAACUUGGCUAAGGUCAGUGCAUUGCCCAGAGAUGGAUGUUCUGUCCCUAGAGACUUUCAAGGCAGGUUGGAUCAGGCCCUGGGCAGCCUGAUCUAGCAUUGGAUGUCCCUGUUCAUUGCAGGGGAGUUGGACUAGGUGACCUUUAAAGGUCUCUUCCAACUCGAAGGAUUCUAUGGUCACUGGCUCAGGGAGUUUUCUUGCUGGAAAGCUGAGUUGGCUGCAGGGGCUCAGCUGCAUGCUGAGUGGUGUGACCUUGGUGAGCACCCAGUUCUGUGGUUCUGACAGCCCGGGCAUUUCAAGGCCUGCAGGCACUGUUUUUAGCACCUUAUGUAAGAUUUUUUUUUUUUUCUCAGCAGACUCCUGCUAUCUUUUUAGUGUGUAACCCAUUUAAAUUUGUUCUAUUCAUCUAGAAUAGCAUUCUUUUCUUUCAUUGACUGUCUGGCCUUAUUCUCUUAUCUCUACUUCUUUGUUAAACUGUGCAUCUUAUUUAAAUAAGUGUUUAGCAGUACUGAGCAAGGUGGCCAGGUAAGAAGGAAGAAGAGGGGUGUGACUCCACUCAGUAUCAGUGGGAAAACAGGAAAAAAAGAAAAAGAAAACCAAAAAAGGAACCUGUUGAGGACACCUUUUUCUUCAGUUGGUAAAAUUAGCAGCUUUCAGUCGCUGUGUAGCAGUCCGAAUCGUCUGUGUGCUACAGAACAGUUACCAGUAACUACCUAACCUCCAAGACGGGCUUCAUGCUUCAGGUAACUGUGCUCUCGCAACUGCUCCAUGCUUUGGGUUUUUGUUUCUUGCAGUGCUACAGUGAUGUUUCUUUAACUUGACAAAGGCAGCACUCCCUCCUUGGCUGUGUGCACUGUAAGCACCAGAGGUACAGUGACAGAGACCUCCAAUGCUGUCUGCUGCGCUUUGGAGAAUUCCACGUUUCUUGUGCUCAGUAGAAAUGGUGGAAAUAGAUAAAAUUCUUACAAGUUAAUGCAAGCUCUGGGUGACAGUAUGAACACUGCUGGGAUUCUAACAUCGCUCAUAUUUAGGGAUUGGUAACAGAAGCCGUGCUGAUGUAUUGUUAGCAUGUUGCUGGUUUACUGUGGCUGUAUGCUCCUUUAGUGCAGUGGCUUUUCCAGUCCUUGUGAACUUGCUAAGACAAGAUGAUGGGCAAAAUGGAAGGAGGAUUAAGUGGGAGAAUAAUCCUGAACAUGUGACAGCUCCAGCAGCUGUGUGUAAAUACGUUGUGGACAGAUUUCUUGGUCUGCUUUGCUCUACUUCAACUGUUCACUCUGUUUCAGCUCCUCAGAUCUUUCUUUGCUUUAAAAAUCUCAAGUAUUGGUGUGGGCUGGAGGGGAGAGCCUCUGCCCGGCUGCUCUCAAUGCCUGUUUAUCUAAGUGGUGCACUUGAGCAGUUGGAGGUAAGUGUCUUAGGAUGCUCUGUGCCCGCCUCUUCCUCAGGCUGAGCACACAGAGCUGACCCACUCAACUUUUACUCUGCCUGCACUCAUUAAUACAUCUAGAAAAGAAGAAACAGAAACCAAGCAGAACUUCUGAGCCUAUCUUAAAGUAGAAGACAUCACAGCUUACAGUCUGCAAAUGUAACCUGUCUGUGCUCCGGUGUAGAGUGGAGCAACUGGGGGCAUUAAUGUCCAAGGGAUGUCAUCAGUUGCCCAUAGGAGCAUCACUGAAGUGCUGUCAGGCCCACACAGUCACAGUAUUUGUGACAUCCUGCUGUGUCCAGCUUGGAUGAAAAAACAGAAAUCCCCUGAAGUGAUCCUCUCUAGGAUCUCAGCUGCUAUUUCAGGAAGUAAAUUUUUCCACUAGGUACAGAUUCAGAGGAGUGAAAAGCACUGUUGGAGGAUCCUGAUAAUACUAUUUUUCUGUGAGAUUAAUUGUUGUCAUGUGCUAUUGUAAUGUUAAUGCCAUAAUUCCUACCUCCUUAGAAAGCAGAUGUCCCUGAGUCUGGCUGGCUCUGUUCCAGGAUUUUGCCUUGUCCUUUUAACUGUGGCAUUGCCAGAACGAAUGCUGCUUGUCCUCUCUGCAGGUAUCUGAAAUUGCAGGCUGGAGGCACUGUUUUCCUUUCCUGUUCUGAUGUUGCUUUGUAUCCGGGGAUCUGAGAUGACAUGUGUUCUAUUUGAUGCUGAGAAAUCAUUUCAGUCUUUGAAGAUCAUGAAGUUUAAAAUGGACUUAGCAGAUGUUGUUAAAGGCAUUGAGUCUAGCUGCAUCUGUCUGUUGAAGCAGCAGCUGGCCUUUGCUGCUUGACUUGGAAACUUCAGGAGGCUGAGCACAAAAAUGAUCAGCUUCUCCUUAUUUCUUGGUAGAGCAGAUGUGCUUCAGCAGGGGCCCACAUUGCAGGGGCCCUGUUCCAUCUGUAAUCUUUUACUUAUUGCCUUAUUCUGCUAGUUUGUAUGGAGCAAGAAGGGAACAAAUGAGUCAGUUCCAGAGUUCAGCCUUUGAGAAAUUAAGAGCACUGCAAAAGAAAGGAUAUUCAGUCUUCCUUAAAGAAAAACCAACACAUUUUAACAAUGUAUAUUUGAUUGUAGGUGUGAGUGUUGUGACUUUUUUUUGUUAUGCAGACCUUUUAAGGCUUUUGUUCUCUACCCUUUUGCCCCAGAAAGAACAAAUUAUCCGCCAUUGGUCUUAAUGGUGAGGUUCACUCACUGCAGAAGUGAGGGUCUUUCUGCAAUCACUGCAGUCAGAUGCUGCUGUGACUGAAAUCCUGGCCAAUGCGGGUAAUGGUUGUGUUCCAUCCCUCUCUUUCCUUUGGUCAUGGUUUAAGGCUGGUGUGUAUGGAAAGCUUACUAGCACUCAUCACAGUUCUGCUAGUGGGUGAAUAUCCCUGAGCAAGCGGAACGUCUCCACAAAUCAAACUGUGAUGUAAUUACUUAACCAUGUCAAUUUUUUUAAUCUUCUGUGCUUUCAGCUAGUUCUUGUUCAAAGAGACAAAACUCUCAGCCAGAUUUGUUCUUUCUGCCUUCUGAACUUUCCAGUCUUUCCUGUCUCUUAGAUCAGGGCUACCAAAGUUGGAGUAACUGCAGUCAUGAAUUCACUGCCAGCUUUUCUGAAGUUAGAACUUGCCAUACUAAAUUACUGCUCUUGCUUCUAAAGCUGAACGUUGUGGUUCACUGUUGUUGGCAGUUUGUAGAAUUCAAAUACUAAAAGCUAUAUGGCACAUAUGGAGGCAAAGAGUAAAUGGGUCCAUCACGACACUGCUUUUUGAGUUCUUCAUGGGAUGUGGAAGUAGUGCAUUGCACUGAAUCUGUUCUGCUGUUUUAUCUUUCACACAUGAAGGAUCCAGGUGCCAGGGUCUGACUGAAUGGACCCAGGGAGAUUAACCCUUGCAGUUGGUAGAAAAAGAGAAUUAACAAUGCGAUUGUUGGGAAAGGGUUGGUUCUUUGCUGGGGAUGCAGUGUGAAGGAAGCAUGCUGUCAUUGCCGCCUUUUCUUCAGUGCUUUUCAUCCUGGUGGAUGUGGGUAUUGCUUGAUUUGUUUCCAAAAAUGGAACUGCUGAGAAAUACUAAAUCUAUACCAGUCCGCCCUUGAGGUGGUAGCACGUGAAUAACUGAUCAUCAUAUCUCAGUCCUUUCUUAAAUGGAUUUAUUUGGUGGGAUGUACUUCGACUUAUUCGGGCAGAUAAGGUGAAUUAGACCAGAAUUUAUCAUGGCUAAUAAUAAAAAAUGAAGACAGGAACAAAUCCUGGAAGAACAUAACAGGGUUAUAUUUUGAUCUCAAAUGACCUCGGCUCAGCAGUUCUGCUCAUAGCUUUGUAAAUUGAAGCCUGUUCUGGAUUUUGUCUGCUUCCCUUUGGCAGUGGCUGCUGUGCAAGUCGGUUACAGCUGUUCCUGACAUCAGUUUGCCUUUACCUGGGUGAAUGGUGUAUAUUUGACCUAACGGUACUGCUUUGCUUCUGAAAUUCUGUUGAAUAUUAGCGAUUCUACAGGAAAAUCUGCUGUAGACAAUUUGACUCCUGUGAAGAAGACUUGCAUGGGAUUGCUGUCCUAAAGAUCAGAUUUUAUGUUCACUUUUAUUCAUAUUUCAUGGGAAUGAAUAAUUCAAAAAUGGUUAUUGAUUUUUCCUUCCAUUUGUUUCUCAUCUCAGAUUUCAUCUGAGCUGCAUCCUUUGUGCUGCAGUGCUGAUCUCAUCCUGCAGGAGGGCAUAAACUGGGAGAGAAUGGUGUCUGAAAUGGAUGUCCCAUUUGAUCUCCCAUUUCAGUUUAAAGAGAUUUCAAGUAUUUUUCUCCUUUCUUGACUACAGUUGGCCUUACAGGCAGCAAAGAACUGUUAAUGGUAAUACCCCUACUGUGCCCGCAAUCUACUUGCACUGCUCUGGAGGGCCUACACGUUCUUUCUUUCAAUUUGAGCUGUGCCUGGAAGAGCAGUUUGUAAUCUCAGGACUUGCUUAUUUCUUGAAGUAUCUCUUCAUGUUUGUUUUUCUUGUAUUUCUUUGCUUGUCUUCACAAUUAGAUUUGUUGCGAGAGAAUCUUCCAUAUAACGCCACUCAAACUUGUGUGAAAACAAGUCCUGGGGUCUGCAGUUUCCAGGAACAUGACAGCUAGUCUAUGUUGCAUAAAGAAAAUGCCUGUUUCAACAACUCAGUUUUCCCACUCUAAAUAUGCUAAUAAUCAUCAUUAAUCAAUAUAUGGUUUAAUAAGAACUGUACCUUUAAGAGAGUCCUCUAUAGCCUUGUCUUGAGUCAUGUAACAACAGUGGGAGUGCAUUUGGAAUACAGCAAACUUUCCCAAGCGUGUUUUGUUCUGGAAGUUCUACUUGUGCCAUUGCAAUUUUAAAACUCAUUGCACUUUCUUUGGAGUCUUCCUUUGAGGUUGGCUGUCAGGCGCAGCUUCCUAUUUCAGUUUGCAUUAUCUUCACAGUUGCCUCUGGUUGUUGCUGGUUUGCCUCCUAGGAUCCUGUUGUGAGUUCGUCAGAGCUGUCCUACAGGUGUCCUCUCUGUAAAGCAGCAUGAUGUCUGUAACGUGGAUAACUAUCACUGUCUGGUAAAUCAGUGCCUCUUGACUGACAGUCCCCUUAAAGUUUUAAAACAGCAGCCUUUUGGUCUGUGUUCAAGCCUUAGAAACAGAGUUGGAAAAUGUGAGUCCCCAGGAACCUGAUCCUUCUUGGAGUAGCUGGUGCCUAUUACAAGAGAUUAGUGGCUGGUUCAGAGAAAGAAUGGGAUCUGAGACAAACCUAUCUGGAAGAAGAGGGGAGGGAUCUUGGGCCAUAUUUUGGCUCUUGUAGUUUCUCUCAGGUUGCCUUGAUUGUGGGUCUUUGUUACUUCCCAGUGCUGGACUGGUAAAUACCUUCUCUGCUCUUCUGUACAUCUGUUGAGAGAUAGGAAAAGCUUUGCUGUGCCUCUGUCUGCAGAAGUCUUGUGGGUGUUCAGUGGGGAGCAAUGCUGGCAAAGGCUGCUGAGUACAGCCAACGCAGGUGCUGCACACAUAGAAGCCGUGAGCUUUUCUUCAGGUAGGCUUAUGCUACUUACUGGAAUUGUUUGGAACAGUUUUUCCUUGAAGUGACUGGGACUUCAUCAUAGCACCUCCUUCUUCUCUGCUGCAUUAAGCUGCCCUUUGGGUGCUGCAGAGUCAUCCUCUGCUCAAGCAGGGAAUGUGCUGGUUCCUGCUGUGCCCCAGUAUUUGCUUCAGUCCCUUUCUCCUGUGUUCCUUCUGGUCUUUCAGUACUACUCAUGAUUGCUCCAGUUCUGCAGCCUUGAUUUUUAUAAACCUCUUUAUCCCAUCUAGUCAGGUCAUCUGUUAUUUUCCCUAAAGCUUUUGAGUUGCUGAGUUAAAUUAAGAUCACCAUUUUUAAAACCCUAUUUUCUGGGACAAGUGAGACCAGAGCAUUGCCAAAGAAAACUCACAGGGCUGAUGAGUUUGUUUAAAGUAAAAAUUGGAAAAGAGAUUGAUAAUGACAGUCCUUCUGGAUCUGUAUUAAGGAUGCAAUUGGCAAAAAGGUAAAACCUCAUUUGGUGAUGCAAAUGAUAAACAGCUGAAGGUAAUGGGUGAUGUGGGUUAUCUGUCUGUGUAAACUUCCCAAGUACCACAGCAAGUCAAGGUCUAUAGCAGGCUCUUCUCAAUAGCACAGAUAAUGACUCCCUAGGCCCUAGCUAUUGGAAAGAUGGAAAGAUUACUGUCAAAUUAAGGAAAAGUAGCCUAAUCCUGCAAAGCAGUUGAAAGAAUAGAAUACUCCAGGGGUCAAAAGCUUCUUGAGGAUUAAAAAGGUGUCACUGCCUUUCAGACAGACAGUUACACAGUACAGGCAAAAAGGCAAAAUAAAUCUUCAGAAUGUAAGUGAUCAUAGAAUGAAAAGGUAGCAAUACCUGUCAAUAAGGAGGCGAGCUGGAAAGAGCCAUGAAAUAAUUGCACAGAGUGAUUCAGUACUACCAGGCAAGUAGAUAAAAACUUCCUUGUAAAGCCCCACCAGAGUGAAAAUCAUUGAACCUGGGCAGAAAUAAGGAUAAUGAAGGGGAUUUGAGAAAUGAUUUGUCAGUCUUCAAAAAAUUGUUGUUUUUUGGAAGCAAAGAAUCAGUGCAAGUGUUAUUAAGGGGGAAGUGAAAGAGCAAAUCCUCCAGCAGGGUGGGUGCAAAUAAAUCCUUGCGCAGUUCUGCAGUCUUCUCCGUAUGGAGCACUGUGGUGCUGCCUCUCCUCUCGGAGGCACUUUGACAGCCUUCUGUAAGGAGACCUCAGAAGCUGAGAUGUGGGCUAACAGAGGUUAGAAUUCAGUGCACUGAGAGCUCCAUGCUUUUCAUUUAGAGGCUUGCUGGCAUCGUCAGUUAGUGCCUCCGCUUUGGUGUUGGAGUUGUCAGGCAGAAGGCUGGGAUGUGCUGGCAGUGAUGGAGCAGUUUGGCAGCACAGGACUGUUUUUGUUAACGUGAGGCUGAAAUUUGUUCCUUGAGAGCAUUUUAAUCUUUGGCCUUUUUAAAUAGGAUUGAGGGUGUGUUACCUGUUUAAAGCACACACACAGAUCUCAGAUAUUAGACUCCAUUGUGAUAAGCUUUCCUGAGGUUCACGGAUAUUUGCUGAUGAUUUGCAUCAGCCAGAAGCUACAAGAGAAGGUUCUCAUUUGUUUUAAAACUGAACAAAAUUCAGUGGUAUUUCUAUUCCUGAGUGUUCCAUUGUCCCUGAGAGCCCCUGGGAGACCACUGGGAUGGUCUCCUGUUGUAGGGUGGGUCAGAUCUCUCCGGCUUUCUUAAUCCUAAAAUUUAAGAGUAAGGUGGGAUCCUUGUGUAAGGCAAGCAGGAUGCUGGUAGUGGUUUCAGUGCUUGCUAUGAAAAGCAAGUCACUGCUGGCAGUUCCUGUGCCAAGCAAUAACUGUGUGCCAUGGAGCCCUCCGGUGCUGGACUGAUAGCCUGAGCCCAGCAGGGCAGGGACAAGGAAGUUUCCCUGCAUGGUGCCUUGCAGGUCCUAUGAGCCAGAGGCUCUGGUAGUGGCGAAGAGGCCAAAGAACCCUCCAUCACCGGAGUGAUACUCUAGAGACAGUGAUCCUGGUAAACCCCAAUGUGGACAGCAUUGUGUCUGAGGUCCGUGCGCUGCUGUGCGAUUCAUCGGCCCACAAACUACUGAUCUUCUGUGGUCAGAGCUCUGACCAGGAAGGAGACUUGGUCCUGCAGACAGGGACCUUCACUUACCAGAAGUUUGCUGAGAUACUUUCAGACCCAGAGGUCACCCAGAUUCUUAGCAACACUGCUUCAGAUAUCAAGGCUUCCCUUACUGUGUCGUGCUUGGGAGAAGGAGACUGGAGCAACCUUGGGCAUCCACGAUUUCAGGAUAUAAUUAAUCUGAAACUGAACCCCGAUCCAGUUCUGCCAGAAAUGGAUGGGGUGUCUGAGUUUGCAGAAUACGUCUCUGAAACAGUUGAUGUGCCAUCUCCAUUUGAUCUCCUGGAGCCACCCACCUCAGGGGGCUUUUUGAAGCUCUCUAAACCCUGCUGCUACAUAUUCCCUGGUGGAAGAGGCGAUUCUGCUCUCUUUGCUGUCAAUGGGUUUAACAUCCUUGUGGAUGGUGGCUCUGACAGGAAAUCGUGUUUCUGGAAGCUGGUAAGACACCUGGACAGGAUUGACUCUAUUCUUCUGACCCACAUUGGUGCAGACAACCUACCUGGCAUCAAUGGGCUGCUGCAGAGGAAAGUUGCGGAGCAAGAGGAGGAACAGUCCCAGGGCUCUACCAACUACAGCGACUGGAUGAAGAACCUCAUUUCUCCUGAGCUGGGGGUGGUUUUUUUUAAUGUUCCCGAGAAGCUGAAGAUGCCAGAAUCAUCCAUGAAAGUAAAGAGGAGCAUCGAAGAAGCUUGUCUGACGCUGCAGUAUCUCAACAGACUUGGCAUUAAAUCAGAGCCUCUCUACAGGGUGGUGAGCAAUACCAUUGAACCUAUCACGCUUUUCCACAAGAUGGGAGUGGGUAGGCUGGACAUGUAUGUACUGAAUCCUGUCAAGGACAGUAAGGAAAUGCAGUUUCUAAUGCAGAAAUGGGCUGGUAAUAGUAAAGCAAAGACUGGCAUAAUUCUCGCAAGUGGGAAAGAAGGUGAAAUUUCUGUUCCCUAUCUCACAUCCAUCACAGCCCUAGUGGUGUGGCUGCCAGCUAGCCCGACAGAGAAAAUUGUAAGGGUUUUGUUUCCUGGAAAUGCUCCUCAAAAUAAGAUACUGGAAGGUCUUGAGAAACUCAAGCACCUGGACUUUCUGAGGUACCCAGUGGCUACUCAGAAAGAUAUCACUGCUGGAAUACCUCCACCUGUGCUCAAGCAGACCAAAAUUAAACAGAGAACAGACAGUAAAGAGAGUCUUAAAUCUUCCCCCAAGCCUUCUGUGACAAAGCAAGCUAAGAAAGAGGAGGCAGUAGAGGAGGGGAUUAAAGAAGUAAAACCAGAAGUCAUAAAGGACACUAAAAGCGAGAAAAAAGUUAAAGAACACUCUGAGAAGAUUCCUGAGAAACCUGUCAAACAUGAAAAGAUAAAGACAGAAUCAAACGAUGCUCUCAAAGCUGAGAAAAGAAAAAUGGCAAAAGACAAAGUUGGCAAAAAGCAUCUCAAAGAGAAAGUAUCCAAACUGGAGGAGAAGAAAGACAAAGAAAAGAAAGAGAUUAAGAAGGAGAAAAAGGAGUUAAAAAAAGAUGAUGGAAAGAAAGAGGAAAAGAAAGAUUCAAAGAAAGAAGAUAAAAAGAAAGAAACCAAACCAGAGACCAAAAAAUUGUCUAAACCAGACUUAAAACCGUUUACUCCUGAAGUAAGGAAAACAUUAUACAAGGCAAAAGUUCCAGGCAGAAUCAAAACUGAGAAAAUCAAAGUCAAGCCUGAAAAGGAAAUACUCAGUGAUCUGAAGACAUCACCAAUGGACAAGGUGCCAGCAGAGGUGGAGCCAGGAGAGGCUGCCAUUGCUGAACAGAGGUUAGUCCUGUCUUCACCAGAAGAUCUUACAAAGGACUUUGAGGAACUGAAGCAUGAGGAGAAAGGGAAUUUGCAGGUGACUCAAGAAAUGUCUGAUAUUGAAAUAAGUGAUAAAUUUAUGAGAGCCCCUGAAAUGGAGAUGAAUGAGCCUGCAGAUGUGAUGGAUCAGAAUCAACUUGCAGAGGAUCUGAUUUUGAAAACAAACAUUCCUGAUCAGGGAACAACUACUACUGAUAGGGAAAAAGAAUCACCAGCAGAGGAAAAGGCAGUCCAUCAUCUAGAACCAAGAGCAGGUCAAGCUGAGAAAACAGAGGAUGAAGAAAGAACAAUAGAUGAGAAUCUUGAGAUGAGAUACAGCGAGAGAGAAGCUGAGCAGUACAAGGAAGCUCAGCUGUUGCUAGACAGAGAACAGGUACUACAACACACAGCUCUCACAGCAAGGGGUGCUCUGUCACCUGCAUUCAGAGAGGAAGACAGGGAGGAGGAAGAGAAAAUCUCUUUGGACAGAAAACAGAGGGAAGCAGAAAUAAAGACCUGUGAAAAGUAUACUGAGGGGACAGAAGCACAGGAGAAGGCUGAGAAGGAAAAGAGAGAGGAUGUGUUAGAAAAGGCAGAACAGGAAGAAAAGGAAGAAAAGUACGUGAAGGCAGAGCAGAAAGUGGAAAAGAUUAAAGAUUUCUAUGAGCUAAAACAGGAUGAGAGGGAGGAUAAAUCGUUUACCAUUGAAGAAAAGGAAAAAGAAUGUAGUGACAUGGGUGAGAAAAGCAAGUUACUUGGAAAGGAGGUAACAAAGGAGGAGUCAUUUCUGAGCAGUCUGCCCGUCCCUGCAGGAGCAGCAGUAGAACAUGUUUCAUAUAUCCAAGAUGAAACUAUCCCAGGCUACUCAGAAACAGAGCAGACCAUUUCUGAUGAAGAAAUACAUGAUGAACAGGAAGAGAGGAUCCCACACUUGAAGUAUGAUGUCAAUGCAUAUGACAUUUCUGUUCCUGACCACCCAGGCUCUUUUGAAGCAGUACACGGAAUACAGGCCGUGCCUGCUGCAGACCUUGCAGCUAAGGGCUAUGCUGGCCAGGAGUCUGAAAUCCUGGCAUAUCCUACAAACAUAGUGGCAGCACCUCUAGCUGAGGAGGAACAUAUAUCUUCUGCUACUUCCAUUACAGAAUGUGAUAAGCUUUCAUCUUUUGCAACUUCAGUAGCAGAAGAUCAAUCAGUUGCAUCUAUAACAGCACCACAGACAGAAGAAACUGGGAAAAGCUCUUUACUUCUAGACACAGUGAACAGCAUGCCUUCCUCUCGAACUGAAGCAACCCAAGGUCUCGACUAUGUGCCCUCUGCUGGCACAAUCUCUCCCACAUCGUCUUUGGAGGAAGACAAAUGUUUUAAAUCUCCGCUUCCCGAGGAUUUCCAUGCUCUAGCAGAAGGAGAGAGAAAACCGGAGGCUCAAAAAAAGGAUCUUCCUGAAGAGGCAGAAGAUGAAGAGGAAGAAGAAGAUGGGACUCCAAAUAUUGAAAUGCCUGAGAAACUCAGAGGGCAUUACAACGCUCCAUUGUUUACUCAUCAAGAGUGUCCCGAUAAUGUGUUAAUGAACGUCCCCACAGAAGCUAUGCAAACUUCAGGCCUGCCGCUGUCUGCUGAAGAAACACCAUUCUCCCAGGUUGACUCUGCAGAGGCUGAAGAGCGAUGCAUGAGCCCUGAUGACAGCACAGUCAAGAUGGCAUCUCCUACCCAGUCUGGCCCCACCAGCGCAGGACACACACCUUUCCACCAGUCUCCAGUGGAGGAAAAACUAGAAACAGUAGAUUCAGAGCUAUUUGAAAAACAAGCGGAAGCUACUGCUAAGAAAUCAGAAGGCCAAGCUUCUGCUGUGGCGAAGGGAGCCAAGGAUGAACCUUCCAGAGACGAUCAGGUGUCCACAGAUAUGUACAAACAUGGAAGAGACGCACCUGGACCUGCGCAGCACAAGCUGGAUUCGGACAGUGAUGUGCCACUGUCUCCUGGGGAGGAGGUGCAGGAAGCACCCAUGGGGAAGGAGGAUCUGCCCUGGCUGUCCUACCACAAGCAGGACACAGUGGUGAUAGGGGAGGAGGAGGAGCUGCCUGUACUGCCCCAUCCCAAGACGGAUGUGUUUCUGGAGCCAGGGAAAGAGCUGGAAACCAAACCCGUGGCAGAAAGUUUAAUGGGCUUUUCAAAACAUUUGACCACCGAGCCUUUCUCUGCCACAGGAGCAUCUGUAGGAAGUAUGGAUUCUCCACAGCUCACACACCAAAGUAAAUCUGAAAGUGACCAAACCUCGCCAUUUUCUCCAGAGGAUUCCAAGUCGCUUUCAUUUGCAGAAGAGAAUCUUGGUAAAGAAAAAUCCCCAGAGGUUUCUGUGAAGGGGAUGGCUGCUGGAGAAGGAAAACUGCUCUGCUUUGCAGAUGAUGCCUCGGAAGAAGAAAAGUCCUCUCAGGUUUCAGUUAAAGACAUUUCUCCAGAAGAGACCAAAUCUGUUUCUCUCACUGAGAGUCCCAGCAAGGAAAUCUCUUCAGGCCUUUUUGUUAAGGGAAUUUCCCCACAAGACAUCACAUCUCUCAGUUCUGCAGAAGACAGACCUGUGAAAGAAAAGAUGGUGUCUGACUUGACUAACAGAUUCCCCUCAGAAGCAGUGAAACCCAUGGAUUUGAUGGAGCAGAGCCCAGGUGUGUAUGAAAAAUCACCAGGAGUUACUACCAAAGGACUCAUAAAAGAAGCAUCAAAACCUUUCUCUUGUCCAGAAAGUACCCCAGUGAGAGACACGUCCCCCAGAGACACGUCCAGUGAAGAAAUGUCUCCAGAUGAUAGCAGUUUGUUUUCUUUGACUGCAGAAGGCCCAUCCAGGGGAAGGACUUCAGGCUUGUUCUCUCAGGAAGUAUCUCCAGAUGCCAAGUGCUCACGCUCCAUAGAACCUUGCCCAGUUGAGGAUAAAACAUCAUCACACGUUUCUGCUGAAGAUGUUAAAUCUUGCAGGAUGAAGGAAGACAGAGAAGAAAAAUCUCCAGAAAUGGAAGACUUUUACAUGAAAGAUGUAAGUAAUGAGAAGAAAGUAUGGUUUCCAGAAGAAGUGGAGGAGAUUCCUGCUCAGGGAAGGCGGCAGAGGUACGAUAAGGAGAGAGAAAGCACAUUCUUGGAUGAGCUACCGGAGUAUGAAACACAAUCCCUGCCUAAAAUGGGGGAAGAGGAGAUCCUGUCUCCUGUAGAGCCUGACAGUCCCACCUGGAGAAGAGCAGAAAGGGAAGCCUGGGGCUCUAAAUAUGAGUAUCUUCCAGAAGGAAAAGACACUGGAAGAGCAGGGCAGUUACCCAGUGAGGAGGAUGAGGUUCUCCACCAUGCUAAAGACAAACCUGUGCUAAUGCAAGCAGAAGCAGAACGUUUAAAUGUGGGAUCGUGUGAUUACAAAGACGAGACACUGAAGAGUGCCAAACCUACAGAGGAAGCAAAGAAUGCAAAAAUAGCUCCUGCUGACAUCGCUUUCCCAGACAGUUCUCAUCUGCCUUCUCAGUAUGUCCCUGGUGAGGAAGAUCAGGCCAGAGUGUUAACUGGAGGCAGAGAAAGGCAAGAUCUGUUUUUGACACCUAAACAAGAUUACUCCUAUUUAGAUGAUGAGGAGAAAGCUGUCCUAGAUAUCUACGCAAAGUCACUAGACCAAGCACUGACAGCAUCUCCCCUGGCAACAGCAACAAGCCCUCCAGAAAAGAAGACCGGCACAACACCAGAAACAGAGAGGCCUUACAAAGUAGGUCAGUGUGAGGUACCUCUACAGGAGGACAUCCCAUCGAAGGCUGCAGAAAAGAAAACAGGUGUCAAUGGUUUAUAUCAGGAAAUAGAUAGAAAGCAAGAGGAUGGGUACAAAUCCACCGAGGCUCUCUAUGACCCUAUGGGAAGCAAAGAGCAGAUGGCAGCAGCAUCUGCUCUGUUGCAGUCGAUGAGACCGGCAGCAUAUGAAUACGUAGCAGCAUCCACAGAAGAAAGUGCUGCAGUGUCAGGGCAAUGUGCACACUCCUCUCUAGGACAAGUCCCUCCUCAAAAAAGCAGUGCUGCCAUAGGCCAUUUUGAGGCUGUGGGUUCUGCAGGCCCAGUGGCAUAUCUUCCAGAGUCCCAUUCCAGGAGCCCCCUGGACUCUCCUUCCCAAGAGGAAGAGGUCUGUAGAUCCAGAAUUGAUGACAGUUCUAUGAGACAAGAGCAAGAAGAAAGAGAACCAACUCCAUACCCUGAUGAAAAAAGUUUCAAGUAUGCCGACAUCUAUGAGAAGAUAAUUGUAUCUGGAGUUGGACUCUCCCCUUUCACAUCUGAGGGUGCAGACAUUCCAGGUCACAUUGACAAGGUGCCGACAACAGCACUGAGCUCUCAAAAGGAUCAAAGUUUUCAUGUCUCUGCAAAGGAAGAAGAAUCCUGCCUUUAUACUUCUGCUGAGAAGGAGUUGUCAUCUCCAGCAUCCCCUAAAGAUAAAGUGGAUGCAGCCUUUGAGUAUGCAGACAUCCACGAAAGGUACCUGCCCUUGUCUGAGACAGAUAAGCCUAGGCUGUCUGAGGAACAGGAAGAACUGAAGGUGUCCUAUGCUUUGCCAGGAGAACGGGGCUCUGAACAUCACUCACCAUCCGCAGCCACAGCAUAUGCCUCUCCCACAGACACAUUUUAUCAAGAAAAACCAGCAUCCCAUACUGAUGCUGCUUGUCCAGAUAAGAACACCAUUUUGUCUGGCCAGGAGCAGAUAUCUCUACCCCUAGAAUCCAAAAGCCAAAAUCUCAAAGAUACAUACUAUGAGAAAGCAGGUCAAGGGGAAGAAAGCAUGAGCGACUCAGAGUUAGAAAAAGGUGCUAAUGAGAAAUCUGAAAAAGAGUUCAAACUGCACAGCCCUGACCAAGCUGCUGGCACAGUCUAUGCACACAUCUCAGCAGGGGAGAAGUUCUGUGUAUCAGAACUGCUUCUGCAGAGCAAACGUGAGGACUCCAUUUCACCCACUUCUACUGCCUCAUCACCUUCUGAGCCAUUGUGGAAAGAGGAUUAUGGAAUUAGGAAAAGUACGCCAGCCACAGUGGUGGCAACACAUGUUGCUGGCUACAGUGGCCUGACAGACGUGGGCAGAGAUGAGCAGGCUUCAGAAAUGUGCCAUUUAAGCCAAGAUUCUUUGCAAAAGAAAGAGGAUGCUGGAAAAUCCACACAGGAAUCGCAUUUCUGUGUAACAGAUUAUCCAAGCACAGAGGUGGUCUCAGAGUGCUAUGAGCAAGCCACAUAUUUGAAAUCUGCUUCUGAAAAGCAGAAAGAAGAAUACGAAAAGGUCCCAACAGGAGGGGGCAGAGUGAUGGAUAUCUCUUCUGGAUUUGAAUGCUCCCUGCUAGGGAAGGGUGAAACAUCUGGUGUGUUCAGACACGAGCAAACCUCAACAAGCCAUUCAGGGGAUAUCUUUCUUCCUUUAAAGGGUCCUUGUGCUUUGUCCUCAGGCCAGGAGAAGAAAGAUGAGUACUUGGAGGUUUCUGAGAAGAUCAGCAGCCAGAGCUCAUCUUUAACUAAAUUCUCACUGCUGAGUCCAUAUGAAGAGGAUAAACUGUUCUCCAAAGCUGUGGAGAAAGAGUCUGUGCCCCAAGAGCAGCUGAAAGAUGACUCUUCCAGCCUGUCAGAGGAACCAUCAUCUGAAGCAACCACUCCUGUAAUACCAACUACAGCAGAAAGUUUUUACUCCCAUAUGCUUUCUGCAUACACAGGUGCAGGAGCGGAACCAACUACCAGGAGCCUUUGGGAUGCACCUCUACAGAUUCCAGAUAAUGCUGUGAAUACCCAGAGAGCUGAAACCAAAGACUUUGUGUUAGCUGAAGAACAUGGUUCUGCACUCAGUAGUAGCAUGAGUGGCAGUACUUUGCCAUGCAGGAAAGAGUACCAAAGUUCACAGCCCAUGUUGUUCUCUGCAGAGAAACAACAGCAACCCUGUGUAACUAGUCCUGAGCAGAAGGCACCGUUUACAGAGCAUCUGACGACACUGACAUCCCUCCCUGAUGUAUUGGCAUCAUUUCCUCAUCAUCAGCAUGAGGAUAAAACCACAGCCAAUGGUCCAACUGAGGUGAGCACCAGUCUGCAAGCUUUCCAAAGCACAUACCAUACAGCAGAGGCAAAAGAUGAAAAAGCAUGUCCUGAUUCUGACAGCAGUUUUUCUCCAUGCACAGGCAAAGAGGACACAGAGAGACAGAGCCGUCCUUCCUCUCUGAUGUCCCCUGAACACAGUUUCCAGCCCUUUUUCCCAGAUGUGCAGAGGGGUGGAAGAACAGAGGACCAUGGAGAUGCUUCCCAUGAGAUGGAGACACGUUUAGGAGGCAGUUUUGACUGUGGACAGAAAACUUCCUCACGUGAAUACAAGCAGAGGAAGGGAGAGCUGUCACCCUCAUUCAUUAACCCGAGCCCUCAUGAGCUCUCUGAAGAUAGUGACCUCUCGCAGGAGGAAGGUCACACUUCAGUGCAAGGAAGACCACCCCACACUAGUAGUAGCCCUGCACAAACAGCCACAGUGGAGGAAACCCCUCCAACAUCAGUGAGUGAUUCUGGAACUUCCCAGUCAGACUCGGAUGUCCCACCUGAGACAGAAGAAUGUCCAUCCAUCACAGCAGAUGCCAACAUGGACUCAGAUGAAGAUGCUGAUUUCCUCCCAGUGGACAAAGCUGUUGGGAGUGCUCAUCAUGCCAGUUCUAGGUCCAGCCACGAUCCUCAGCCUGUUCCAAUGGUUGAUCCCCAUCCUCAUCCACCUCACCCUGAUGUCUGCAUGGUAGACCCUGAUAUGUUAGUAAAUGAGCAAAGCAUGGGUAGAACUGAUAAAAUUUCAAAGAAAGACUUGAAAGAAAAGAGCAAGAGUGUGAGGAAGCCUUUGAGCAAACCCAAAUCUUCCUCUCCUGCUCGUAAAUUAGAUGUGAAAGGGAAGCGAUCACCCACUCCUGUGAAGCAGCCGUCGGACAAAUCUCCAAAAUCUGCCACUGCCAAAAAAGAAAGAGAUGGAGGAGAGAAGCCCAAACCACGUGGUGUGCUGGUGCAGCCUCCUCACACAGAGGAUGAGGUAGCCCGGAGCAGUCACAGCAACGCUGGCAAGAGCCUUGUUAAUGGCAUCAAAUCAAACCCUGCUUCCAAUAGUCCCAAAAGCAGUUUGCCUGUGCCCACGGGGCCGCCUGUCUAUGUGGACUUGGCAUACAUCCCCAACCACUGCAGCGGAAAGAACACAGACCCAGAGUUCUUCAAACGGGUUCGAGCGUCAUACUAUGUUGUGAGUGGGAAUGAUGUGGCCAAUGGAGAACCAAGCCGUGCAGUGUUGGAUGCACUCCUGGAAGGGAAGUCUCAGUGGGGGGAGAACCUGCAGGUGACAUUGAUCCCAACACAUGAUACCGAGGUGACACGAGAAUGGUACCAGCAGACACAUGAGAAACAGCAAGAGCUAAACAUCAUGGUACUAGCAAGCAGCAGCACUGUUGUGAUGCAGGAUGAAUCCUUCCCAGCCUGUAAGAUUGAAUUCUAAAUCUCCCAGCCCCACUUUACGUUCAUUCAUUGACUCUCCAAUCACCGAUGCAACAUCAGAGAUGCCAUCUAAUCACAGUCCAGGUCUUCUCUGGUUUAAUCCUUUACAUGGUUCCCAUUUGUCAGGCAAUCGGGUACCCAUCUAGCUCAGCACUGGAUACCGUGAGAAAGAAGUGCAGGGCUCUGUAAUAUUCUGGACUGAGCUAAGGUUUUGUGCAAGAGCAGUUGCAGGCCAGGGGCGCUUCCACUUUCCCUGCUUUAUUCUGCCGCCUGUACAGUUUCUGUAGACUAUCUUGGCUGCCUUGCUGCUCUGAGAGCUUGUUCCACUCUCUUCCUGGCUGCCUUGCCAUUUAACUUGUAGCACCAUGACCCUCGUCUUUCUGGUGAGGGCUAAAAUGCUGCUGCUGCAUGUUGACGGUGUUUGGGGGGCAGGGGGAUAGAGAAGAAAACUAAUUUGCAAAGCAAACGGACUGAGAUGAUGAAGGAAGGUCAAACUUUCCAAUCAUAGUGUGACAGUGAAGGGCAUUCUUCUAUCUCCCAUCCUGAGCAUACAGGUGGUGUUCUGGGUGAGGGGAUCUGUACUCCAACUGGGCAGGGCCACUGCUGGCUACUUCUGCAGGCUUCUGUCCCAAAAUACUUACUUGCAGACUCCUGCAGCACUGGCUCUCUGUGCUCAGGGAGCUGUACUGAAUGGCACGUUGGUUUGAGAGGAGAAAGCUCAGCCUGUUGCUCUUUGCUGUGAAGAGCACCUUCCUAAGCUGCUAACUUGAGUUUUGCACACCAAGUGGCUAACCUACUGCACAGUGGCAGUGUGACAGCAAGAGGCACAGAGGGGUCACUGCCUGAACAGUCACACUCGAGAGAAUCCAAACGCACAACUACAGCCGGUUCUAAUGCAGAAGGGCUGCAUCAACCUGGCCUCUGUUGGCCUGUGAUCUUUGAGAAACCUCCCUGUCAUUGUAAACCAAAGGUUUUACUAGGAGCGUGGUGAGGCAGCUGAGGAACUCACAUGCCAUACUGAGAUGCUAGUGUCUGGCCAGUAGAGCUGAUGUGGGCCAGUUCUGCAAGCAGCAGCAGUUUCUUCGCUAUAUGUAUGCCAACAGCCCAGCUUCUUAGCUGUGUUCAAGCUAUUGUUGCCUAAACUGCCCCUCCAAAAAAGUGCACCCAGGAUUUGGGGACUAGAACCUGUGGGAUGAGGAGGAAGAACUCUUCCCAAAAAUACUUGCAGGAAGUAGAUCAGUAACUGUGUUAGCUCAUAGCUUCUCCAUACCUGUGUCAGGGAUGUACACGUGUUGCCAGCACAGAGAAGCCUACUUGUGGUUGCAGAUGGCAGCUGCUGUGUCCUUGCUGUAUGGCCGUCCUGACAAGAAAUGUAGCUGUAUGCUCUGAGGGCACCAUUGCUGCUGAAUCCAGAACCUCCUUGGCAUACAAGCCCAUUCCAGCUGCAGGGCUGCCCCUGCAGGGAGAUCAGCUCCAAGAGUGCUGGUACUCAGGUGGACUGUGUCAGCAGCAGCAGGAAACCUUUGCCAGAACCUGAACCACCCUAUCACAGGGAUGACUAACUUUCUGUAAGACGAAAUGAGUGGCAGUAGGUCGUGCUCCCCUGGCACAGUAGAGACGAGACAGAAAGUGCUGUUGCAAGGCUUGGCAUACAAGUAUUUCCAUCUGCUGCGUCACCCACGGUGCUUGGCCCUGAGCCGAGGUCUGAUUCCACAGUAAGCAUCCCAGGACGAUGGGCUGUACUUGCCUAGGACACUUCCGUUUCUAUGCUAGUGUUUUCUAGUAGCUGACACAAAGAAAAUGCUGCUUAGAAACUUGCUCCUAGAACUAAAAUGGAGCUUCUAGGGAAACGGUUUAUUUUGCAUUUAAUUUAUAUAUUUAUUUUUUGAUCUUAAGCUGCUUUUUGUUUGGAUUUACUAUUUUAAUUUAUACAUGUUAACUUGACACUAUGUGCUCUUGGUGUCAGCUCAGAGGUUUCUCAAUACAAAUACUUAGAUGCUGCAAUUUAAAGAACAACAACAAAAAGACCACAGAGAAUUGGGCGGAGUAUUUGCUGGCAACAAAAAGGAUCUCUGCUUGCAGCCUACCAGGCUGUGUCUAAAACCCAGCAGCUGCAGGACAAAGCCCAAGGCAAGCAGCCUCUCCCCUGGGGCAGUCAGCCCUUUUAACACGCUCCCUGGUAGGAGUGUGUGAGCUUACUUGGGGACUUCUGAAAUCCCUGCACUGUAUUCACGUUAACCAUGGAAUCGCAGUGUGUCUGCCAGAACAAAUGUCAUUUUCUGCAACCCAGUGGGAUUAUUUUCUAUGAAUGUCAGGUACAGCAAGCAAUUGCAGGCAGUAACAGACCUGCUUUUGCUUCUCCCAGACUGUGCUCUGGGGUUUUGCCUUCAGUGCUUUGGGGAGAUCCUGGUUCACUUGUCAAUGGGACUGGAUGGCAGCCUGCUGCAGGAAUAAAAUGCCAAACAGCCAGUGCCAGGUAGCCAGAGAAACAAACGUGACAUCUUCAUUGACUGGGUCCUUGGAUCCCUCAGCAUGGCUAGGCAUAAAAGCUAAUGCACUAACUUUAUAGAUAGACCCACAUAUGAAUGUUUCUCAAUUUUAAACUUGAAGCAAUUCUGACUAAGAAGCAGUAACAGUGAGGCUUUGCAAGGUGCCUGCAUCCUCCCAGCAGGAGUGCAGCUGUUGGCACGUGUUUCAGUGCAAGCACUCACCCUCUGCACGCUGUGCUCCUGCACUCUGCAGCUGUGCUGCUCGGACUGCUCAAUCUUUCCCCAGUUCACUUCCGUGUCCUCGAGACGCCACAGUUUUUUUCAGACUUGUGGCAGUCUCUUCUGCCUUCAGUUCCUCUCCCUCCCUCGCGAUCUUCUGAAACUACGGGGAAAAAGAAUUGUAUAAAUUCCAAUUUGUAAAGCGUCAGACUCUGCUCAGCUUGCAGGAGCCAGCAGAACCCACCCAGAGCCAGAGGUAAUACAACACUAUAGAGAGAAACAGUUAAACUCUGCUUUUGCUUGUUUCUGCAUGUGGGCAACAACAUGUAAUCUUCCUGUAUGUAAUAGGUACAAAAUACUAUUUUAAACCUAUAAUUUAAAAAAAAGUGAACGUCUUAACUGUAUUGAAAUGGCAACUUGUGCUCCCAGCUUCUAUGCUAAAUGUUUUAAAAACAGAGCCCUGAUUCUUUUCUUCAGCAUCAUAUUUCUAUUUGAAUUUAGUUCCUCAACCUCUGUCCUUUUGCCCAUUUCCAUGUGAAACACUCUGUAACUAACUACUGUCAAGAGAGGAGCCCAACACAUUAAUAAUAAAGCCACAUUAAUUGCAAACAAGAA